Messenger RNA from Triticum aestivum (bread wheat), 2543 nucleotides. Its product is annotated as YTH domain-containing protein ECT2. The coding region runs from base 343 to 2154 and encodes 603 amino acids. Gene Ontology annotation, molecular function: mRNA binding. Gene Ontology annotation, cellular component: cytoplasm. Lineage: Eukaryota; Viridiplantae; Streptophyta; Magnoliopsida; Poales; Poaceae. The record is from RefSeq and is a predicted model, not a curated record. Gene Ontology annotation, biological process: mRNA destabilization. The transcript has 9 exons.
UUCCAAAUCCAACCCUGCUCUAUAAAUAACAGGCGACAAUUCAUAAAAGGAGCGCGAGAUCGAUCGCGCGCGCCCUCGAUCGGAUCGGAACCCGUCGAGGAACCGCGAGGGAGCUCGAUCCGAUCGCGGGAGCGCCGCGCCCACCAGAUCAGGAGGAGCUGAGGGAUCCCAGCCAAGGAGGAGCGCGCGGUUGGGCGCCUAAUUUGUGCUGAUUGGCCGAUCUCUGCUUCUUGUUCCAGCGCGCGUGCGGAUCCAUGGAAUCAGCAUCGGAGAGGACUGGCGCUAUGGAUUCACCGGAGCCAAGAAUCGAGGUCGAGCAAAAACCUGUUAUCGACCAUUCCUAUGAAGGAUGAGAAAACUGUUAAACCCACCAUUUCACUUGAUUCAAGUGUUAUCAAUCUACCAAGUGAAGGACAAGUCCAGGCGGUCACAUCCAACAUAGGUGGGGAACAUAGUGCUGCAUAUCCACAACACAUUUAUUCAUCGCAAGCAGAACCAUUCUAUUACCAAGGUACAGGAUAUGAGAACCUUCCAAAUGAAUGCGAUGUAUAUCCUCCCUAUACGAGUGUUGAUGGAUUGGAAGUGGGUCCAGCGGUUAUGUACAACGAGGAACCUUCCAUGAUGUACCAUGGUGGCUAUGGUUAUGACCCUUAUGCUCAUUAUUCUCCUAUCUCGACACCAGUACCGGCUGGUGUUAGUGGAGAUGGUCAGCUCUACUCUCCUCAGCAGUUCUCCUCGGCUCCUUACUACCAGCAACCAUUACAGCCUGACAUGCCAUAUUUAGGCUCUCCUACUCCCGUAUCACAGGGUGAGACAAUGAUGCCAAUUGACCCAACACAAAGUGCUUUUAUCGCUGACACUCUGAGUCCAAACAGCUUCCUUUUUGGACCAAGACCAGAAUGGUUUAGAUCGUCACAAGGAACUGGUUCGUUUCUAUCACCUGCAACUUCACCUCAACCUUUUGGUGAUGUUUCAGGGGCAUUCGGACAAAGCAACUUUCCUAUGGCUUCUGGGAUGAUGCCCCCUCAGCAGAAGUCCUUCUAUGGUUUUGGAACCCCUAGUGACUCUUACGGAAGAAGGUUCUCUCAUCGUGGGAGUUUCCCACAUGCCACUAAUUAUGGCAGUCCUUUCCCUGGCUAUGGCCUGAAUGGUAGAAGUUUGAAUCCAGUUGACAAAGAGCGCAGGAGAGGGAGGGGUAAUGCUUUGUUAUGCAGCUUUGUUGGUUCACUUGAUUUCCUCAAUGAGCAAAGCCGUGGUCCACGUUCCACCAGGCCUAAGAAGCAACGAGAGGAUAACAGUAAAGAUGAGAAGUCUUCUGCUGGACUUGACCAGGGGUCAUACAACAGGACUGAUUUUGUUACAGAGUACAAAAAUGCUAGAUUUUUUAUCAUAAAAUCAUACAGCGAAGAUAAUGUGCACAAGAGCAUCAAAUAUGGUGUUUGGGCUAGCACCACAAAUGGAAACAAGAAACUAGACGGGGCCUAUCAUGAAGUAAAGAAGGAAGAACACUGUCCCAUUUUUCUGUUGUUUUCGGUGAACGCUAGCGCACAGUUCUGCGGUGUUGCGGAGAUGACUGGACCAGUGAAUUUUGAGAAGAGUGUGGACUACUGGCAGCAAGAUAAGUGGACUGGCCAGUUCCCUGUUAAUUGGCACAUACUGAAGGAUGUUCCAAAUAAUCUCUUCCGCCAUAUAAUUCUUGAAAACAAUGAGCACAAGCCGGUAACCAACAGCCGGGACACACAAGAGGUGAAACUGGAACAAGGACAGGAGAUGCUGAAAAUCUUCAAGGACCAUGAGGAGGAUGCGUCGAUCCUCGAUGACUUUAACUUUUACGAGGAACGUGAGAAAGCCCUGCUGGAGAAUAAGGCAAGGCUGUAUCAGCAACAACAGAUAUCCAGCUCCACUGUUGCUGAGCCCAAGAAGCCGUCGACUGUACCAACUGACCUGGUGGGUCAUAUCGCCAAGAAUUGUAGCUUUAUUGAGCCCAAGAAGCCCUUGACUGUACCCACUGACAUGGUGGGUCAUAUCACCAAGACUUUUGCACAGGCUGUUCGGCUUGGCAAGGCCAAGAGUGUGAGCCCUCUGGGCAAGAAAGGCCCUGCUGGGGAUUUAUCUGUUGCUGCGAAGCCUGUCGAGGUCAGAGAGAGCGACUAGAGCAGUUGAAGUGAGAUUUGGCUUUCCUCGAAAUUUAAUCCAUGUGCUUCCUCAUCAAAAUGCUGGGGUGUAUAAAGAAAAACACAGGUGAAGAUGAUGGCCUCGGUAGUUUCUUGCAUAGUCUCUUUUGUCUUAAUUUCCUUUGCUUUAUUAUAUAUUCGAGUAUGAUUAUUCCUAGUUGGUAGGCUUAAGGUAGAGAGCUGCAGUUUUGUUAAAUUUUCCUUUUCUUGUUACUUAUUGAUGGUGCAAUUCUGAACAAGAUACAUCUACCUGUGCACCAGUGUAUAUGUAAUAAGCAAUACAAUGGGAAUCCUAUAGGGCCAACUCUUUCUCCAUGGUUCCUCAUGGAAUUGCUCAUUCCGAAAUGGCAAAAUAGCAUUCUUUUGUCC